Molecule: messenger RNA, 2744 nt
Organism: Folsomia candida
Lineage: Eukaryota; Metazoa; Arthropoda; Collembola; Entomobryomorpha; Isotomidae
Product: signal transducer and activator of transcription 5B
Exons: 8
Coding region: 237-2156 (639 amino acids)
Biological process (GO): regulation of cell population proliferation; regulation of transcription by RNA polymerase II; cell surface receptor signaling pathway via JAK-STAT
Molecular function (GO): DNA-binding transcription factor activity, RNA polymerase II-specific; RNA polymerase II cis-regulatory region sequence-specific DNA binding
Source: RefSeq, a predicted model, not a curated record
UUAGAUUAUCGGUUUGUCAUGUUAACCACAUUGAUAAAACUGAACACACAAAUCCCUCAAAAUUAUUUAUGUCUGAUUUCUCUGCAUCCGCUCCUUAUCAAAUUGACUGAUAUGCCCAAAUAUUUUGCGUGGUUAUGAACGUUUUGCCGUUAUUUCGUCUCGGACAAGGUGCGCGACAGGAUGUACAAAUAAUUUUUGCAGUUUAAGUUGAUUAAUACGAAAAUAAUUUUGAAGUCAUGGAUCCCUUACUACAUUACGAGGAGAAGUAUUAUGCUCUGCAAAGUGGCCUGAAUCAGGUCAUCGCGUCCGAAGAAGUUGGACCCAGUUAUAUUAGCGAAUCAAAAAAGAUGCGAGCACUAAUUAGCUGCGUAAUUGGUGAAGUGUCAAAGUUAGUGGUGGACGUGGGAUUGCUACAGGUUGACAUUCUAACGAACGAAGCAUAUUAUGGGAGUCAAGAUGUGCAAGCCCAAGCAGGAGCGUAUAAUCUGAGGGCUAUUCAAGCUGGAAAGGAGUCUUUGUUAAGCCAGAAGGUGGCCUCACUAAUUCGUGACCUCACAAACUUCGUCUCCCACAUGAAAAACGCGAUUGACAAGACCAAAGAAUUAAGCUAUCAACUAUACGCCUUAUUUAACGAGUGGAAGGACGAGCAGCGUCUGGCAGGUAAUGGAUUUCAAAUCGGCUACAAUUUUGACCGGAUUUGUGGCCUUGGACAAACCUACAAUUUAUGUCUGGAGCAACUUAUUGACCAGUUGGAGGACAAAGACAAGAUUGAACAGUGCUUAUUACAAUGUGGAGAACCCAACACGGGGGAUGUUGCACAAAUUUGGAAUGAAUUCAGAGAUGAGCUAAACCAACUUCGGCUGGAAUCCGCAAGGUUCGAGGUGACCAAACAACCCCCACAAAUCCUUCGACUAGGAUCCACCCUUAAGCAGUCUAUUGAUCUACGCUUCGUCUUCGGAAGUGGGCUGACACUAACAAAAGGUUAUCUCGAGGUCGAAGCCAUCCUACUAGACGAGCCCGAAGUUACGGCGGGAACUUGGAAGGACGAGUUUUGGCGGCAACCUCAUAUUCCCGCAUCUUACACGAAAUUAGUCCACGAUAAGGCCAAAGUCACGCAAUGGAAUAAUGGCAUAUUUUCCGUUACACUUUCCAACAUCGAGAUACCCGACAAGAGGAAAAAAGUGAACGAAAAGAGGUGCUCGGCUAGUGCGAAAUAUUGCUUCGCAUUUUGCGCAACCUUGAAUCCUCCUGACAGCGAACCAAUACGGACCUGGACAAUAUCUGUCCCCUUUGCGCUGACUAUUCACCCAAACCAGGACGCCAACGGGUGGGCAACAAUUCUUUGGUACAACGCGUUCGCCCUUCCGAAUCGGACCGCUUUCCAAGUCAUUCUAGAAGUCGAUGUACACUAUUUCUUACAAAUUUUGAGCAACAUCUUUCUGAAGGAAACUGGCCGUGGAUUUUCCGACUCACAGAAAAAGUUUCUGAAACUAAAGUUGAUGGGACAUUCCAAGGGUCCCCUCACGUGGUAUAUGUUUGCCAAAGACAAGCUUAAUUGUUCAAUGUCCACCAAGAAACGAAAAGGAAACAGCAACAGCGGCGAAAAAGAGACCAAGAUAACCUUUAACGUCUGGCUGUUCAAGAUUAUGACGAUGCUGUCCUCCACAACGGACCAGGAGAAUGAGCCGCCCUCACCGAUGGAUAGCGAUAGCAGCAAUAGUUCAGGCCCAAAUAAGCGAAAGAAGCAGAGGAAAUCCCCGCCAAGGAGGACCGCUACCAUGCAUGAGAAGAAUGCUAUAGCCCAUUAUUGGAGGGAGGGAUUGUUUGAAGGCUUCGUGACCAAGGAGGACUUACAUGCUGCGUUGAAAGUUGAGAGCCCGGGAACUUUUGUCCUCUACUUCUCGGAAGCUAUUUAUGGCGGGAUUACUGUUGCUUGGUUUAACAAUAGAGUCAAUGAAAUCAACAAGUUCGUCCCGUACAUGAAGACUGAUUUAGAUGAUAAUCCAAUCGAAGAAAGACUACUGUCAGCCCCACAUUUGCACUUUUUAUAUCCCAAGAUUCCAAAGGAACAGGUUUUCCUUGUUGACAAAAAGGCGCCAGGUCUGUACGGCUACAUUCUCAAUCUGGUGGGGUACAUUAGGGAGGGGAACUGGUAGACAUUACCUCAUAGGAAAUUAUGGAGAGCUAUUGUUUAAUUCAAUUUAAUUCACCAGAUUCCCAGUUCAGUACUGAUUUGCACAAGUAGUGUUAAAUAUGUAAAUAUGUACAUAAAUGCAUAUCAUGCACGAUUUUUGAAAUGAGCAUAUUUAUGUAUUCUUGUGUGAAACAAGAAUUCUCAAAUUGUUGCGAAAAAAACAACCUAUUUAUGCACAUAUACAGGAAUAUACUCGUAGUUUAGUACAUUUGGAUAAGUUUAGUGUGACAAAAUUGUGUACCAAAUACUGUGUAUAAACCUACUUUUAUUUCCAUUUGGUGUUGGGUUUCGAAAAAUCGAGCAUAGUCUAAAAUUUGACAAAUGAAAUACUAAUGAAACAUUCUGUCGCCAUUCCUCGAAGAAAUUUAGUGAAAACAGGCAAGCAUACAGUGGGCUCUUGUAAUUUUGGGGGAAUUUAUUUGAGUGCAUAUAUUACUCCUUGUGUAUGUUUGCAAUGAAAAAUUCUGUAGUUGAGAUAUGUAUACUUAUUUAGAAAAGAACAUUGAAAUCUUUACAGGUUAAUAAAUUUUAUACUUUAUAAAUGGACAAG